CCGUCGCAUACACUACUCACAGCGCCAUGCCGGCUAUCCAGCCGGUGCCAACGUUUGCGACGGUGGGUCCGAUGUCGCCCAGCGCGACCAUGACGCGAGUGCAACCCGUCAAGCCGAGGCGUCCCAUCCCCAAGUUUCAAACGUCAAUGAGUUUGUCCGCCCAGUUCCUAAAUCGCAUCACUCGGUCGCCGUCCAAAUCCCCCUUCAUCAGCACUACUGCGUCCAUCCGACACCAUGCGUGGUUCCGCGCGAUCCAUCCUCACAGCGCCAUGAUGAAGAACUGGGAUGUUCUGUCCAUCGCGCUCAUCGUGUUCACAGCGGUGGUCACUCCGUUCGAAACCGCCUUUGCCGUGGCGACAGUCGACUCGUUUUUAUUUGUUUUGAAUCGCAUAGUGGACAUUUGCUUCUUCGCCGAUGCCAUUCUACACUUCUUCGUCAUGUACUACGACGAAGCCAACAGCGUAUGGGUAUCCGACCGGCGCAAAAUCACAUGGAAGUACCUCACGGGAUGGUUUCUCCUCGAUUUGAUCUCGAUGCUUCCGUUCGACGUGGUCGGUCUAGCCGUGGACAACAACACCGUCAAGCAGCUUCGGUUUACUCGUGUGCUUCGGCUGUUGCGACUCAUGAAAAUCCUCAAAGUCCUGCGCGGCGCCAACAACUUUCGCAUUUGGGAGUCGAAAAUGAGCAUCAACUACGCUACGAUUGCGCUCGUCAAGUUUUGUCUGCUCGUGUUCAUGUCGUCGCACUGGAUGGCGUGCAUCUUUCGCAUGGUUGUGGACAUUGAAGAGUUUGUCGACCCCCUCGGGUUCAAGUUCAACUGGAUGACCGAACACACCAUGGGCAGCAUCCCCAUCUCCAAGAGCUCGCUGGGCAUUCAGUACAUGAGCGCGCUGUACUGGUCCGUCAUGACCCUCACGACCAUCGGGUACGGCGACCUCGUGCCCACCACCCCCGGUGAGCGCAGCCUCGCCAUCACGUGCAUGCUCAUCGGCGGCGGCACGUACGCGUACGUCGUGGGGUCGGUGUGCCAGAUCCUCAACUCGAUGGACGCAUCCACGACAGAGUUUCACCAAACGAUCGACACUCUGAACGAGUACUGCCACCACAACCAACUCCCGAGCGAAUUGUCGGCACGGCUACGCGAGUACUUUCACUCGAGCCGGACGCUGCUGCGAGAGAGGCAGCAUCACAACCUCCUCCUAACCAUGUCCCCCGGCCUACGGGGUGAAGUCGCCUUGUACAACAACCAGUGGAUCGCAAAGAUUGAAUUUUUCAACUGCAGCAAUGAUUUCGAGCGCAACCAGUUCAUUACGGCGGUGGCGCUGCUUCUACGGCACGAAUGCUUUCCCCCAAACGAAUAUGUCAUUCGAGAAGGGGAAUUCAACACGAAAAUGUACCUCGUCCAGCGCGGAUUGGCCACCAAAGGCAAAGUCAUGUAUACGGGGGGCACAUUUUUUGGCGAAGAUAUUAUAUUAACACUGCGCCAGCGCAAGAUUGCCGUGCGGGCGUUUUCAUAUUUGCACGUGCAAGCACUGUCCAAGUUUGAGCUCGAGGAGCUAAUAUAUUCGGGUUUAUACCCCGAAAUCCAGCGCAACAUUCGGCGCCAAGUGCUCAAGACGGCCUUUAAGAACAACUUUGUCAAGCUCAGCCAAGACACGAUCCGGCGGCGGAACUCCAACCACCGGAUGCGGAAUUCCGUGUCGUCUAACAUGCCUCCCAUGAUGAGCCCCAUGCUGCGCUCGACCCUCGGACUCAACGUACCAAUCGGGUUCUACCAUGAUUUUCUGCCGAAACAAUCGCCCCCGCCGGCGAAAUUGGAGAAAGACAACGACACUGUGGACAACAUCGUCGAGGGCGUGUCCAACCUCAUGGACGCCAACAUCGCAAAGUUCGACGAAGGACUGACGAAGAAGAUCGACCAAGUGCUCGCGCAGCUGGAACGACUCGAGAAGUACGUGGCCCCAAACGUGAUCUUCUCGCCCGCCCCCGCCAAGACCAGCACCCCCCCAUCGACGAGUCCGUUAGAACGCCAGAACAGCACCGCCUACUUGGAAGCCGUCCAGCAGCUAGAGCGCGGGGAGAUCCGCAGUUUAGUGCGCGCCAACAGCAACCGCCGCCGGUCGUCGCUGCCGAGCCAGAUAUAUUAACUUAUUUCAGUAAAAUGAUACAAGUGCAAAUCUUUGAAA
Aphanomyces astaci is the source of this 2186-nucleotide messenger RNA. RefSeq lists its product as hypothetical. The transcript has 12 exons. The coding region runs from base 27 to 2147 and encodes 706 amino acids. Gene Ontology annotation, cellular component: membrane. The record is from RefSeq and is a predicted model, not a curated record. Lineage: Eukaryota; Oomycota; Saprolegniomycetes; Saprolegniales; Verrucalvaceae. Gene Ontology annotation, biological process: potassium ion transmembrane transport; regulation of membrane potential. Gene Ontology annotation, molecular function: voltage-gated potassium channel activity.